AUGGUCGGCUUAACCGUAACGUGCCUGUCAACCUGCAAGAAGCUCCAUGACCUCGCAGGCGACUACAGAAACAUCCCAGUAAUCAUCGUGACAAUCUGCUCCGAGUCCACCAUUAUCGGCAUCGGAUUGUCAGAAUUGCAGACCAAGAUUCUUCAACGCGACGACCUUGCACAAGCUUGGGCAUCACGGACGGAAAUAUGGACUGCUUUUGAGAUGGCGCUUACGGGGUGCAUGGUAGUUUUCAGCUGCCUUGAAGCUGAGACAAGACAUCUCCAAUCUAAGAAUGCGGGAGUCUGGGCGAAGAUUAAAUUCAUGUUGAAUCAAGAACGUUUCAGAGACCUUCUAGCGCAGCUUAGGGGACAGCAAACUUCUAUCACUUUCCUUCUGAAGCUUCUGGAGAUGGAUACCCUAUCCAGCAUACAAAAGGACAUUCGUCAGAAUGCCCGUACGAUGCAACAUACCGCGGCAGAAGCCCAGUCUCUCCGAUCACGAACCCCGAGUAUAAAAAUGCAGUCGCAGUCAAUUUUCGACAAUGAUGCGUCACGACUCAGCUUUCUUGAAUUCGAGAUCGUUUCGGGUAUCGCGCCGUCGGAGCUUGACUUCGAGUUUGACGAUGUCGUGGUCAAUAGCAAAGUAUACCGACGUGAGCUCCACAAGGCUAAAGUCAAGAACCAACGAAUAUCUGGCCCAGAAACAGAACAUGAGGAUCCUGAUCCGGACACAGUCACAAUUCGAGGGAAUGAUCCUCCUAUGGAGAUUAGUCAAACAGAAACGCAGCGGGUUCCUCCCGACUCGUCUUCCCCCGACAUCGCGGAAGGUUUACAAAUGCAAAUCAUGGACACGGCAUCAGAAACUGAAGAGUCCCUUGGCGAAGAACAGAAGAAGCUCCCAGUGCCUCGAAGCGGAAAUAUAUCAGCGGACAACCUUCCCUUCGUUGAGAACAAGCCGUCAUCCUUGGUCAACAGCAGCCCUGUUAUCUUCGUGAAGGCCGGAGGUACUGCCAUUUACAUUUCUGUCAUUAUUAUACAACUCUUUGUUCUGAAUGCCAGUUUCCGAUAA
This is a messenger RNA of Fusarium sp. VM40, 1059 nucleotides long. NCBI's taxonomy places the organism in Eukaryota, Fungi, Ascomycota, Sordariomycetes, Hypocreales, Nectriaceae. The record is from the annotation of a GenBank genome assembly.